AUGCCCGGUCCUGCGGGCAGAGGGUGCGAGAGAGGGGCGAGGAAGGCAGAGAAGGUCAUUCCUAACAUAAUUCCGGUCGCCCGGGGCGACGGAAUGCACGCUAUUAGGCAACCGAAUUAUAUCUUGCCUCGAGGCACGCGGGCCACCCGUCUGGCCGUUCGCCCCUUCAUUGCGGCUUUGUGUUGGGCCAACGAGGGCCCGAGGACCGGGGGAUGGUUAUUAUCUGAGGGAGGGCGAAUCUUCACGGUCAUUGGCUGCGAUGGAGGAUAG
Molecule: messenger RNA, 270 nt
Organism: Bursaphelenchus xylophilus (pine wood nematode)
Lineage: Eukaryota; Metazoa; Nematoda; Chromadorea; Rhabditida; Aphelenchoididae
Source: the annotation of a GenBank genome assembly